AUGGCUUCUGAAACCACCAGACACCACCAUCAUUCAUCAUCUUCAUCAACUUCUCCUUACACCUAUGAUGCUUUCCUAAGCUUUAGAACCAAAGAUACUCGAAAAAACUUCACCGAUCAUCUCUACACGGCCUUGACUCGAUCUAGACUCGAGACCUUUAGGCACGAUUAUGAGCUACCAAUAGGCAACGACAUAACUUCAGAAACACGAAAAGCUAUCCAACAAUCUAAGGUUUCUAUCAUUGUAUUCUCGAGAAACUAUGGUUCUUCCUACCGGUGCCUUGAUGAACUGGUGAACAUAAUGGACCGCAAGGACUCGAAUGGGCAGGUGGUUAUUCCGGUUUACUAUCACAUUGAUCAGGCUGGAGUGCGUGAACAAACUGGGACUUUCGGUCGUGGUUUUGAUAGAAUUGUGGAGGAUCUUGAUGUGGAUGUUAAUAAGGUGGAAAGAUGGCGGGUUGCAGUGGCUCAAGCUGCAAAUUUAUCGGGAUGGGAUUUGCAAAAUAUGGCGAAUGGGCACGAAGCAAAGUUUAUCAAAGAAAUUGUCUGGCAUGUUCACAAGACAGUAAAGCAUACGAGACUACAUGUAGCCAAAUACCCAGUGGGAUUGGAAUCUCGUAUUGAAGAUUUAACUUCACUAGUGAAGAUCGAAUCAAACGAGGUGCGAUUUGUUGGAAUCUAUGGCAUGGGAGGCAUAGGCAAAACAACCAUAGCAAAGGCUUUCUACAAUUCGGCCUUCCAUUUAUUCGAAGGCAGCUGCUUCCUAGCAAAUAUCAGAGAAGUUUCUGAACAACCCAAUGGUCUAGUUCAUCUACAGGAGCAACUUCUUUCUGAAAUACUCAUGGGACAGAAACUAAAGGUUGCAAAUGACCACACAGGAAUCACUUUUCUUAAAGAAAAGUUGUGUCAUAAAAGGGUUCUCAUUAUUCUUGAUGAUUUAGAUCAAUUGAGUCAAUUGGAGAAACUAGCAGGACAACAAGAUUGGUUUGGUGCAGGAAGUAGGAUCAUUAUAACAACAAGAGAUGAGAACUUUCUAAGCCAAGCUAAAGUUGAUGACAAAUAUGUUGUCAAAGAGUUAAAUGACGAUGAGUCUAUGAGGCUUUUUAGCUGGCAUGCCUUUCAAAAACCCGAGCCUCUGGAGAACUAUCGGGUCCUUUCAAAUGGGAUUGUACAUUAUACUAGAGGUCUACCGUUAGCUCUAGAGGUCUUAGGUGCUUCUUUGCUUGGCCGAACCACAAGGGAAUUUUGGGUAGGUACUCUAGAAAAAUUGAGACAAAUUCCUCCAAACCAGGUGUUAAAAAAGCUUAGGAUAAGCUUUGAUACUCUAGACGAUGAUAAAAUAAAGGAUAUUUUCCUUGAUAUAGCAUGUUUUUUCAUUGGAAUGGAUAAAGAUUAUGCUACUGAUAUAUUUGAAGGUUGUGGUUUCUUUCCUGGAGUUGGGAUUAGUAUCUUGAUUGACAGAUGUUUACUGAAAAUCGGGCAAAGCAAUAAGCUUCGAAUGCAUGAUCUAGUGAGGGAUAUGGGAAGAGAAGUUGUCAAAGGAAAAUUUCCUUUCGAACCUGGGAAGCGCAGCCGGCUUUGGUUUCAUGAAGAUGCAUCUGAUGUUCUAUCAAAAGAAGAGGGUUCAAAAGCAGUUGAAGGCCUUGUCCUGAACCUACCAAGGCCAAUGCAUCUGAACACCAAAGCAUUUGCAGUCAUGCAAAAGUUAAGGUUGCUCCAAAUCAACAAUGUCCACCUCCAUGGAAGCUUUCAAGGUUUAUUCUCAGAGUUAAGGUGGCUGUGUUGGCAUCACUGCCCAUUGGAACAUUUGCCAUCCAAUUUGCAUCUUAGAAAACUAGUUGCUCUUGAUAUGCAGCACAGUAAUCUCAGAACGUGGAAUGGUAUAAAGUUUCUAACAAACUUGAAGAGCCUAAAUCUUAGCAACUCAAAAUUCCUAAGAACUACCCCAGACUUCAGUGGAGUACCAAAACUUGAUGAAUUGUCACUUAGAUUUUGUUCGGGUUUGAUAGAGCUUGACCCAUCAAUUGGGCAUCUGGGCAAGUUGACCGAGUUGAAUUUGGGACACUGUGAGAACCUAAAAAGUCUUCCAAAAAGCAUUUGUGGUCUAAGUUUACUUGAACGGUUAUAUCUUGAUGAAUGCUCAAAUUUAGAGAAAUUACCUGAAGAAGUGGGGAAGAUAGAAUCUUUACAGGAGCUUUAUGCUACUGGAACUGCAAUCACACAAUUACCUGAUUCAAUCGGACUUCUAAAGAAACUUAAACAAGUUUCUUUAGCGCAG
Molecule: messenger RNA, 2277 nt
Organism: Cynara cardunculus var. scolymus (artichoke)
Lineage: Eukaryota; Viridiplantae; Streptophyta; Magnoliopsida; Asterales; Asteraceae
Product: TMV resistance protein N-like
Exons: 4
Biological process (GO): defense response; signal transduction
Molecular function (GO): ADP binding
Source: RefSeq, a predicted model, not a curated record